CUAAACUUUUGGUCAUAUAUAAAUAUAGAGACAGUAGACAAAUCUCAAUUUCAUUCUUAAACAAACCAUGGCGGAUCAAAACAACACUGCCCCCUUUGAAGUGACGAAACUCGACCAUUAUAUCAAAUACCAACCAGAAGCAGAAGAUUUCAUUGUCGAUGUGGAGGUCAAGGUUCUCCGACAAGGAUCUUCUUCUCCUCCGUUAGAGAUGUUCUUCUCGUCCUUGGUCGAUGAAUUCAUCUGGGAAGACGAAGAUUGUCAGGAGAAAGUAGAACUCUACGAAUUACUUGUCGAUGAAGCUGGGAUAGAUGCAUCCGAGGCUCAGUUCUUGCUCUAUGACUUGAUUUUGUACGUUUGUAAUAUGACACAACCGCUUGACAAAAGGUUCACAGGAGUUUUCAGUUUGAUGUUCGAAGUUAGGGUUAAACCUGUCGACCUUAACCAUGCCGGUUCCGAGCAAACCAAAUCCCAAUAACCGAUUGCUGCGACAGGAGACGAGAAAGCGACGGAGAGGUGGUGGUGGGUAGGGUUUGUUACUUGGAAGGAAAUCAAAGAUUAUGUGUUCUUCCUUUAUUUUCUCUACCAACAAAUUUGGAUUUUUUCUUUUUUAAU
Molecule: messenger RNA, 612 nt
Organism: Capsella rubella
Lineage: Eukaryota; Viridiplantae; Streptophyta; Magnoliopsida; Brassicales; Brassicaceae
Exons: 1
Coding region: 68-475 (135 amino acids)
Source: RefSeq, a predicted model, not a curated record